Messenger RNA from Schistosoma bovis, 1896 nucleotides. The record is from the annotation of a GenBank genome assembly. Lineage: Eukaryota; Metazoa; Platyhelminthes; Trematoda; Strigeidida; Schistosomatidae.
AUGGUGACUAAAUUUUAUUUACUAUUGUUAUUCUUUUUGGUGAGUUCGGAUAAAAAUGUUGUUUUAAAUAACAAUCCAUCUGAUUUUUAUCAACAAAUAAAUGCUUGGCCAGAUUUUCAAUUGGCAGCAUUCACUGAUUUAAAUGCUGAUCGUCGAAUGGAUAUUAUAUUUGCCAAUGGCGAUGGUUCGAAAUUAUUUGCUGUUCUACAAUCUGACAAUAAAGGUUUUCAAUCCACUUCACCAAUACCAUCUAGUGUGAGAUUUUCUCCACCUGUUGAAAUAAUUGGUAAUUCUUUGUCUAAGCCUGUUCGUGGUGUUGCUACUUCUGAUUUCAAUGGAGAUUCUCGGACUGAUCUUUUACUAGUCACCGGUAGUUCAGAUGGGGGACCAUUUGAUGUAUAUGUAGCUUAUGGCUCAAGUGGUGAAUAUCGUGGGAAAUUCGGUUCACCAAAAUUUCUGGAUACUUUUACUUCUCAACCAUUAGUAUGCGAUUUAAAUUCUGAUAUGAUUGCUGAUGUAUACGGCGAAGUGUCAGGACAUCGAGUAGCAUAUAUAGGCGGAAAUGAGCUUACGAAAUUAUCCACUGCCUAUUCUGGCCCUUCAUGGUCUCGACUUGGUUAUUCAGCUUUCGGGGAUAUCAACAGAGAUGGUGUUCCUGAUAUUGUAAUCCUUGUGGAUAAUGAGAAUACACAACAAUUACAGGUGAUACUACGUACUCAAUCGUCGAUUGGUUCUUUGCCUGAUGUAACUAAUGCUGAAUUAAUUGAUCUCGAUCCUAAGUUAUUAAGUACUCCACAAUCUGUUUUGGGAUUAUUCGUGUUGAAUGAUUUCGACUAUGAUGGCUCAAUUGAUUUACUUCUACCUGUAUGCAGAGACGCUAAAUGUUUGGAUACCAGUAGUAUAUAUAUAUAUUCUUUCAAAGAUCGAAAGUGGUUCCCUGUUAAUAUAAUAUGGGAGCCUUCAAAUGUUAAAGAAAAUACUAUGCGAUGGUCUUUAACAUCCACUCCACAAAUAAGAUCUGGUUUAUUGACUAGUUCAUUAAUUGGUCCAGCAGUUGGUGAUGUCAAUAUGGAUGGCAAACCUGAUUUAGGUUUAGGUGUUACGAGUUGGUCAAAAAGUGGUCAAAAUAUGGGUGUUUAUCCUGGAGUGUUCGUUAAUAAAGGAUUAAAUUCUAAUGGAGUUCUCACUUUUCAACUUACUAUACUUCCGGGCGUUCAAUUGCCACCAGACAAUACUAGACUACGUCAGUUGGCAUUUUUCGAUCAAUCUGAUGAUAGUAUUUUGGAUUUCUUUAUGGUUUCUUUAAAUCCCCAUGAUCAACCAUCAGCCCAGUUAUUCCUGAGUACUGUGGAUACUGAUCCAUACUUCUUAAAGGUUACUGUUCUUAAUGGACUUUGUUCAUCUGCGGAUUCAUGUUCAGAUGGUAGAUUACCUUAUGGUCUUAUGGUACCUGGAAUAAGUUCAUACCUCAACACUGAAGCUGCUGCUGGAGGUCGUCAUCUUUCUGCUGCACUUUUAAGUUCACAAAGUUGUUGUAGUGCUCUUCAAGUACCGUUUGAAAUAUUUGGUUUAGGUCAAUUUGCCAAUUAUGUUGAAAAAUUGACAAUUUCUAUACCACCAUCGAGAGAACUUAUUCGAUCACGUUUACUAUCGUUUAUUGUUCCAAAAGCUCAAAUUGUUAUCAAUCCAUAUCCAUUAGAUAAUCCUUCUGCAUGGACUAUGAAAUUGUUUCUCCAACCAUUAUAUAAUAUGAAAGUACUAUAUAUAGCUAUAACACUACUAUGUAUUUGUAUUCUACUCAUAAUUAUUAUUGGUAUUCUUCAAUGGUUUGAAUUUCGUGAAGAUCGUUUAGAAAAACAAAAAGAAUCUCAACGUUUUCAUUUUGAUGCAAUGUGA